Messenger RNA from Rotaria sp. Silwood1, 6732 nucleotides. NCBI's taxonomy places the organism in Eukaryota, Metazoa, Rotifera, Eurotatoria, Philodinida, Philodinidae. The record is from the annotation of a GenBank genome assembly.
AUGGCUGAUGAAAUUCAAAGAAUUAAGAGAGAUAUAGCUUUAAAUGAUGCAUUGAUAUUUAUUGGUUCAGAUGUAUCUAAUUAUACAACAAAUGGUGAACAAGAAGUUUCACAUUGGAAAGGAUUAUUAAAAGAUGGACUUCAACGAUGUCACCAAUCAGGAUUGAUUAUUGACGAGGACUUUGAGUAUUUCAAUAAAAAGUUCGAGAGUAACACAGCAGAAGCUGAUGAUUAUUUGCUUGCUGCCGAUCUAAUUAAGUGUUUUUUCACAAUGGAAAGUGAUGCUUAUCAAACAUGGUUAAAAGAAACCGUAGGAAAAUUAUUAGCAAAAAAAACAGAACUAAUUAAAUCUAUAGGAGAAUUAGAAUGUCCUAUUUUAACAACUAACUAUGAUUCACUUCUUGAAGAUAUACUCAAUAAAAAACCUCUAACUUGGAAUAAAUAUUCCAGUGAUGAUCUUGACAAUUCCUUAGAAAAUCUGAAAAAUUAUAUUCUACAUGUAUAUGGAUAUUUUGAAGAACCAGAUAGUGUCAUUUUUAGUAGUGUUGAUUAUAAUCAGAGUCAUGAAAAUGAAUUUGAACAAUCAAACUUAGGAGUACUUAUGAAAAGAAAAACAUUGUUAUUUAUUGGAUAUGGAACUGGAAUGUUUGAUCUAAAUUUUUCGAAUUUAUUAAAAUGGAUCUUUCGCAUUACAGGUAAACAAUCAUUGUCAAUGUAUAAACUUAUUACAUCAACUACCAAUAAAACAUUUAAUCAAACAACAAAUGUUUCAUUUUUUGAGAAUGUCAAAGAAAUUCAAUAUGGGAGUAAUUCAAAAGAUUUAUUACAAUUUAUAAAAAGUCUCAAAUCAUUUAAACCACUGGUAUAUGAAAGUUUAUCAUUGACGGAAAAAAGAGAAAGCAUUCGCAAAAAAUAUUUAAAUUAUCUUAUAGAUGAGUAUGGUCACGUAUCAAUUUUUGGAUAUUCUAAUAGCAAUAUUAGUUUACCUUUGCAAAGUGUUUAUGUCGAAUUAAAAUUUGAUCCAACACAUCCAUCGAUUAAAGCGAUGAAAAUGCUCGAAAUCAAUGAAGAAUUUAAACGUAAACUUUUAUCUCCUGUUUUUUUUAAUCAGAAUGAAACAAGAAAACUAACUAUAGCUUUGAUGGAAAGAAAUGAAUAUAAUUCAGAAAUAAUUUAUAAAGAUUUUAUGAUUGAUCAAUGGUUAAAUAUUUUGUUAAGUAACAAAAAUAUAUUUUCUGAAAAUGAAGCAACUACUAUUAAAAACAAGGUGAGACGGUUAAAAAAUGAUAUUUUGGCAAAAAAUAGCCUUAAUGAAGCAAAACAAUAUCAAAUUCAACAAGCAUAUAAUGAAUUUAAACAUUUUAUAAUUCUUGGUCAUCCUGGUUCAGGUAAAACUACUUUAUCGAAAUGGUUAGUAAUGAACAUGGCUAAACAAUGCUUAGGUGAGAAAAACAUGUUAUCUGAUGAUAUGUGUUAUAUCAAAGAGAAGAUACCCAUUUUUAUUCCAAUAUGGAAAUACGUUGAUCAAUUAAAAGAAAAUCAAAAUAAACAAAAAAAAACUUUACUUCAAUUUAUCUACGAAAAUUCCACAUUCAAUUCAACAUUUUUCAACGAUGAAGAGCGAAACGAAUUAUCAUCUUUCAUUAUGGAAUCAUUAAUACAAGGAAAUGUUUUAACUAUCUUUGAAGGAUUAGAUGAAGUUCCUGCUCAUGUAGAUCGAUCUGAUUUAAUGAAAGAAAUAAAUAUAUUAUUAGAACGAGGAAUAGAUUAUGAUGUAACACAUAAUAAACUUACCUAUUCAAUUUAUGAACAAAAGGAAAUCAAUAAUACUAAAGAUCCUACUAUUGGUAAUCGAUUUAUUGUAACAAGUCGUAUCGAAGGAAAUUAUUUUGAAGAAAUCAAUUUUUAUAUUCCAAGAUUAACUAUUGAAGGUAUGUCUAAUGAUGCUCUCAAACAAUUUUGUCGUUCAUAUAUGGAAUGUAUCGAAGAUAUUUCACUUAAAACAGGAAAAAUUAUCAAACAAUAUGAAACUGAUCAAUUAUAUAAUAAUAUUACAAAAAAUAAAGAUAUUUUUCAAUUAGCAAUUAAUCCACAAUUAGCUAGUGUAAUUGUUGCAGUUUAUAAUCAAUAUGAAGAUAAAUUACCAGAGAAAAGAAUUGAUUUAUAUGAAAUAGCGAUUGAGCAGAUGAUAGAACGAUUAGUCACAUCUGAUAUUAAUACUUCAACACAUUAUGUAAGUAAAGAACUUGAAUUAAAUACUAUUAUAAUAUGGUCAAUAAUGCAAGAAAUAGCUGAAUAUCUACAUAAUAAAGUUGAAGGAUUAUCAGAAAAUAUUUUAAAAGAAAUUAUAAGAAAAUGUUUAAUCGAUUAUCAAAAACAUUCAUCGAAAAUUUUUAAAGUAAAUAUUGAUGAUUUAAUUUCAAAACUUGUAGAUAUUUUUAAAUAUCAAGCUGGUUUGCUUAAUGAAUUUGGUCAUAAUAGUUUUCGAUUUAUACAUCGUACAUUUCAAGAAUAUCUUGCAGCUAAAAAUAUUAUCUAUUAUUAUGGAACUGAACGAUCUGAAAAUAUGAUUUAUGAAAAUAUUAAAAAUAAAAUCGGUAUUCCCAAUUGGAGAGUUCCACUUAGUAUGACUUUUGGAAUAUUAAGUAAAUUAAGUGUAUUAUUCAAUAAUACUGUUACAAGAUUGUUAAAAACUGAACAAACUUCAUCGAAUACACAAUCUUCUAUUGUUCUAGUACCAUUUGUUAUUAUUGAUUCACUAAAUGAUAUGUACUUUUCAUCAAAUCAAACAGAAUAUGAAUUAAUUCGAAAACUAUCAGAUAUGUUAUUAUUUGAUUAUAAAAAUACAUCUGGUUUUUCGAGAUUAAUAGCACAUCAAAAAUUAAUUCAUUCAUAUUUCUUGAAAUUGAAAAUAAAAUAUGACAAUACAAUUGCAGUAUGGUUGAUUGAAAAGAUAAAUAGCGAAGAAAAUCUUGCACCAUGCGCCAAUAUUAUCUAUCAACUUAAAUGGUAUAAUCCGAAUUUUCAUGAAAUAUUUCUAAGAAAUUUACACAAUGAUUCUGAUAUUUGGAAUUGGCCAAUCGAUUCAGUUUUAAGGUUCUAUUCAAAUGAAAUUAAAAAUGAAGCAAUUCUAACACAAUUGAAAUUCAAAGAUACAAUGAAGAAAAAUCCAAAAAUUAUCAAACAGAUCAUGAACAGCAGCGAUUGGUUAAGCUUAAUAACUGCUCUUUAUGGAGGAUAUAAAAAUUAUAAUACUCAAACAACUAUUUCAGAAUAUUAUGAACUCUGUCAGUUUCUUGGGCUAAGUGAUAAGGAGAGAGUACCAUUUAUCUUUUAUUAUCGAAAUGUAUGGGAUAGAGAUCGCACAGCAUACCAAAUGGCAGUACGUGCGGAUAAACUACAGAGUGAAAAGCAUUGGGAUGAUAAACCAAUAUUUGAUAUGAAUGAAAUCUAUAAAGAAUCAUGUUUGACAAACAAAAUCCUUCAAUGCCUCCUUGAAGAAAAACCUACAACAGAUUUAAUUGAAGAAUUGCGAAAACAAGUGAACAAUCAAAAAUUAAAUAUCAAUGAAAAAACGGAAACAUUAAUUGCGUUAGUUUCUUUAGGAGAUUUCGAUUUUACAAAUGAUAUUAUGAAAAAUGAACAGAACAUAUUUAGAAACAGUUUUGGAAAUCGAAUAGAACAACUUAUUUCUAUUUUAAAAGAUCCAGUUGCAAGAUGGUCCUCACAUAUUGCGAAAUAUUUACUUGAAAUUUAUAAUAACAUAAAAAUGAAUCAAUUGAAGUUCAAUCUUAACUUUUCUGAUUAUUGCAAAAUAUAUUUAUCAUUAAUAGCUCAUAGUGGAGGAUUACCAGUUGACACUGAAACAUUAGCUAAAGCUGCAGAUAAUAUUGAAGAUAAAUAUUGUUUAUAUGCAGAAUAUUUUGCCUUUAAACUCACGGGUGCUGCCGACGAUUUCCGAUAUAAAGUCGCUGUAUUAUUGGACACAUCCAUUGCUUCAAGCAAAAUUGAUCAAAUUAUAAAACCAUUUUUAAAAGUUAAUGAGGCAGUUCAAGUUUAUAGACCAAUUCGAGCAUAUAUAUGGCCUACAGACAUAUUUAUUUUUAAACCAAAUAAUGAGGAUGAUAUACCCAUAGCAUUCUUUAACUGUUUAGAGAAUAGCAAUCCAAAUGUGCCGUAUUUAGUAGAUGCAGUUUCUCAAGUCUUUUUCAAGGAAGGAUAUUUUAAUAAAAAUCCCGAUUUGAUUCCAUUAGUUACAUUGUUACACUUUGGAAUUAUGUCAAAAGAUUUAGAUAGGUUUAAGAUCUACAAGAAUUUGUUACCUGAAUUAAUUGAUAAUCCAAAUAUGAAAGAAUUUUUAUUGAACAAAAUUCAAUCAAUAUGUAAUCCUUACUAUAAAUCGAGAGCAUUAUAUCAAUUAGCUGAAUUUUAUGACGAAAAAUGUUUUGAGCUAUUAAAUGAAUCUUUUAUAUUAACAAAAAAUAUUGCAGAACCAACUUUAAAGUUUCAAGUUUUGGAAAAGAUUUUUAGCAUUGUUCAUUACAAAGAAGUUCAAAAAAAAUCAUUCAUUGAAAAAAUUCUCAGCGAACUAAUUUUAUCAUAUGAAAGUAUUGACAAGAAUUAUGAUCGAAUUAUUGCAUCAAUAAGAUUAUCAUUCUAUGGAUCAGGAGAUUUUCGAAAAAAGUAUCUUACGAAUGCAAUUGAAGCGCUGACCAAAAUGGAUGAUGAUGAUGAUGAUGAUAAAAUCAAAUUAAUUAUUAAACUAAAAUCAUUAAUUACUAUUUACGAUGAUCUCCAAAUCGACCUGAACGUAAUCAUUGACAAUCUGAAAAAUAAAACACAUAAUUAUUUGGUUAAUUCUUACUAUGGUAGAAUGCUCUUUACUGAAAAAUUCAAAAAUGAUUCAGAUAAUAUUGAAAUACAAGCUCUAUUUAUGCUCUUUGCACAAUUGAAUGAUAUUAAAUUAUCACUUAGAACAACGGAAGAUUUGAAUCAGCUAUGGAUAAAUCUUUAUAAAGAUCCUGAUAAUCAAUCAAAUAUUGAAAAGAUAUUAAAUAUUGGUUUAUAUGAUGAAAUACUUUUAACGCCACAAAUAGCAAUUAUUAUCGAUGAGUUGAUAGAAAAAGGAAAAGAAGAUAGAAUCUCAAUUCUUUUCCCAUAUAUCAUCAAACCAUCAAAUGAAGUAUUACCAAUUGUUCAUCGAUGGUUUAGUAACAAUAAAGUUAACAAGUUAUCAGCUCUUUUACUUGCAGAAUCAAAGCAUAUUUUUGAAUCAGCAAUUGACACAAUAGUUGAUUUACUAAAAGGUGAUAAUGAUCAAAUGAGAUAUAGAGUUCAACGAAUUAUUCAACAUCCCGAAAGAGAUCCUAAAGAACCUAGUAAGAGAAUAUCUGUGAUAGGAGAGAAAACAUUGAUAAAAAUUUUUGAAAAUAUAUCGUCAAAAGAGCAAUCUCUACAAGUUCGAACUUAUUUUGGUAGCUUUUUCUACGACUUACUAUGGGAUGAUCCUUCAGUUUUUCGAAACUUCUAUGAAAAUAUAAAUCAAUUGAAAGAAAGCAACUGUGACAGUGGAAAAUGUUUGAGGUUUUUCAGUAGAAUUCAUUUCAUAAGUAAUCAUACUUGGGAUUCAAUAAUGAGAAUAUUAGAAUCAUCGAUGAAUCCAUCGUUUGUGGAAGAACUACUUCAUUCAAUAAUGCUCUUAGCACAACAUGAUCAAAUUACAUCAGACAAUUGGAUAGAAUUUGCAAGCAUGCUAUCAAUUACAGAGACGAGCCAAUUUAAAGAAAAAUUAUUCUUCUUAUAUACAGAUAUUGAAAGAAUAGAAUUUAUCAUUGGUAACGUUUAUACAUUAACAAAUAUUAAUGAUGAAACAUAUUUUGAAAUUCUUGAAUCAAAAUUAAUUAGCGAAAUAUCCAUCAAAGUUGAAAAUCUCUCACAAAUUGGUUAUAAUCAAAUAAAACAUAUAGGAAGCUGUAAUUUCUAUGUAUCAGGUGACUCCAAUCAAACGAUAUUAAAUAGAUUGAAUAACAUUUCAAUAAGCAUUGUUCUAAUGGAAAAUCUAAUCAAGUGGUUAAUGCGAAAAAUGGCAAGUUUUAAAGGCUUUGAUGAUACGAUAUUUUCAUUGGUCUUAUCUGAAAAUUUAUUAUCAUUAGUCUCAGCAUGUGCUCAAAAAGAAGAUUAUUUCUACCGAAAAAUAACAAAUUCUCCAAAUUUUAAUAAAAUUCAAAUGAUCAAACUUUUAGAAAAAAUGCUUAAUCAUCAUCCAUGUUUUCCAGCAAGAGGUAACGCUUUUAUAUUACUUUCAGCAAUUGACCAGUCUGAUCAUAAAGUAAUCAUAAAUGCCAUGAACACGUUAUUAGAUGAAAAUGUUGUGAAAGAAUUUUCUCAAAUUGGAAUUCCUCUCAUAAAUUUAUCACCAAAUUAUUUUCUCGAUGAUUUAUUAGAAUCGUUAAAAAAUGAAAGUGCCAUCAAAGCUUAUGAAAUAUUGAAAAUAUUUACAGAGUUUGCUUUAAAUGAAAAAAUAGAUACUCAAGGUAAAUCAAAGAUAAUAAAUUAUUUAGCAAGUGAAAUUGUACAAAUAAAAUCAAAGAAACCUGUUAACUAUUUCUAUACAGAUAUAAAAAUUCCUUUCACAACAACAUUGGAAAAUGAAUUAUAUAAAGCAUGGAUUAAAAUACAAGGGCUUUCUGGUAAAACACAAUAUUCUAUUAAAAUUGAAGAACCAAAAGAUUAA